Molecule: messenger RNA, 237 nt
Organism: Protopolystoma xenopodis
Lineage: Eukaryota; Metazoa; Platyhelminthes; Monogenea; Polystomatidea; Polystomatidae
Source: the annotation of a GenBank genome assembly
AUAUUUGAAUUAAUUAUUGCAUCGCAAGAAAAGCAGAAGGCUGAUGCCGAAAAAGAAAGGAAGGAGCUAAGAGAUUCUGUUCUCUCGAGAGUUCUUGAUCAAUCUGCACGUGCAAGACUCAAUACACUUAAAAUGACUAAACCAGAGCUUGCCCAACAGGUUGAGACAAUGCUUUUCCAAAUGGGCUGUUCGGGGCGAAUACAAAGCCAGACUCGCAUUUAUAUCCUAACUAUUUAG